This is a messenger RNA of Penicillium angulare, 1788 nucleotides long. RefSeq lists its product as uncharacterized. The transcript has 5 exons. The record is from RefSeq and is a predicted model, not a curated record. Gene Ontology annotation, cellular component: nucleus. NCBI's taxonomy places the organism in Eukaryota, Fungi, Ascomycota, Eurotiomycetes, Eurotiales, Aspergillaceae. Bases 1 to 1788 code for a protein of 595 amino acids.
AUGGAGAUCCCUGACAUUCCCGAUGACCGACCACACAAGCCAGGAUCGGCGCUGACAUCACCUACAAUUGUUCUUGAUGACUGCUCUCCAGAAUAUCCUACAUCGCAAUACAAAGGCAAAACGCCAGCAGGAUCAAGUUACGACUUAACAGCAUUUGUUGAGCCCGCGCAAAGCGAACAAUGUCCCACUCCACCCAAUGACCACGAACUGCGUUCUCAGCCGUCACUCAAGACCCUACGCCGAAAUUUCACCGUGAACGAGUUACCCCUCUUGCAACAGACCAACCCGAAUAAAGGUGCCGAGGAAUUUCUCCCAGUAAAUGAAGAUGAGGAAAAUGGAUCCUACGAUUUGGUUGCUCCGUACGAGGGCGAUGGAGCCCCACUGCACACGCUUGAGCGGCAGGCGGACAUUAUGUUCUCAUCAGAGCAUAUGCUCGCUAUUCUAAAGAACCCGCGGUAUCUAGCGCAGUUUCGAGAAUUUAUAACUCAAGAGCGACCAAGGUCAAUUCCUGUUUUAACAUAUUAUCUUAAUGCAUGCAAAGCUUUGAAAGCAUUAGAAUAUGCGAAUGCGCUGGUGAGACUUUCAGUGGAUGUGCCUCCCGCCGGCAUUGAAGCGGCAGCGCAGCCAGUGGGGCCUACCAGAAAUGCUGCACUUGAGGCCCGCGUUGACGAUGCGCUGAAGGCUUUGACCGCGGAAGAACUGCCGGCUUUUAUUACAUCCACAUGCAUGAACAUUACCGGCAAAGUUGUUGAAGAGCGAGUUCGUGGAACGCUUCCAGAAAAGUUCCAAGGCACAGCCGAUGCUUUAGCGGAGGUUUUCUGUCUAACAGACCCGUCACGGCCUGAUAACCCGAUCAUCUUUGCAUCUGGAGAGUUCCAUCGGACGACACAAUAUGGCAUGGACUACGUGCUGGGAAGAAACUGCCGCUUCUUGCAAGGACCUAAAACAAAUCCCAACUCUGUCAGACGCAUCCGUGAGGCCAUUCAAGCUGGCCGACACCACUCAGAGCUGUUCCUCAACUAUCGCCGUGAUGGAUCUCCAUUCAUGAACCUUCUCCAAUGUUCACCUCUAUGCGACAGCCAAGGAAAGAUUCGCUACUUCAUCGGUGCCCAAAUUGACGUUUCAGGUUUAGCCAUGGAAGGCGCUCAAAUGGAAUCGCUCCAAAACCUUACAUCACAAAAUGAAGACAGCUCUAUACAAUCAUUCAGAUCAUUCAAGCAGUCCAAGUCUGAAUUCCAAGAACUAGGCGAAUUGUUCAGUCCUCGGGAACUGCAGAACAUCCACGCUUACGGAGGCAAUCUUUUCCAGCCUAUCGAAGAGCGAAUCAACCCUACAAAUAGCCGGCUGUUUAUUCCCGGCAGUCCAGAUCAUGAGGCGGAGAAGCGUCUUAGUGAGGCUCAGGCACCAAAGCCAUCGGCUGGUCUUAGCGGAUCUCUGGCUGGAGUUUAUCAACAUUACCUUCUUGUUAGACCAUACCCAUCUCUCCGCGUUCUUUUCACCUCUCCCUCUCUGCAAAUUCCUGGUAUGCUUCAAUCAUCAUUCAUGUCAAGAAUUGGAGAUACUGGUGAAAAGAGAGAUAGUAUUAUACAUGCUAUGCAGGAGGGCCGCAGUGUAACCGCGCGAAUCAAAUGGGUGACACGAUUUAGCGAGAAUGGCCGAUACCGCUGGAUUCAUUGCACACCAUUGCUGGCGAAUAACGGCGAAGUGGGUGUUUGGAUGAUUGUCGUGAUGGAUGAUGAAGAGGAGCAGCACUUUGUGCAAUGGAAAGGAAACUGGCCGACCCAGUAA